AUGGCAUCCCUUGACCAGCUGCCAGAGGACGUUCUCCUCCUCAUCUUCAACCACCUCAACGUGCAGGAUGUGCUUUGUGUUCGUCGGACAUCCAAGUAUCUUUGCGACUUGUCCUGCUCUCUGUCCCUAUGGCGAAGCAUCUACUCCCAGCUGUCACGUCUCCUUCCCCUCGCCCGAGCACCCUCUUUUAUCUCCUCCGACAUACCCGAUUCCAUGCACACCCUUCGUCGCCAGUACGAGCAGUCUUGCAUCAACGCGGUGCGUCUAGCGCGUAACUGGGGAUCCGACGAGCCGGUGCCGACCGAAUGCUGGCUUAUCAGAGGUGCGCGUUCGGUGGAAAAGAUUCAGCUCCUGGGAGAAGGGCGUUGGAUGCUUGCUCUGGUCAAUGAGCGUCAAGUGGUGUUGUAUGACUUGCUUCCUCGCAAAGAGCGGGUGGGCGGCGCGACAGGUCGGUUCCCUGAGGGACAGAAUCCCAAAAGGAGGGCGAAACAACCGAUGCGAGUAUUCAAGAAAGCACAGAAGUUUUCAGUGUUCACAAGAGCAGGCGGUGUCGGUGAUUUCUGCACGUUUGAGAGCUGGCUACAGGAAGACGAGCUCCGGGUGAUUAUCAGCUGGCGUGGCGAGAGAACCUCGACUGAUUUCCUGCGUGUCUCACUUUCCGAAUCUGGACUCAGUUCCAGUGUUUCUAACUGGGGUAGUCGUAGAGAUUUCGAGGUCUUUCAUUCUGUCAAUGCUCUUUCAACACGACGGAGCCUGGCUAUCUCUCUGAAUGAACGCAUGGCAGUUGUGGACGACUCUAACGGCCUCUUGAGAGUAUUCAAUUGGGAUACGUGUGAAGACAGAGUCAUCUCAACUUGGUGUCCCUCGCCCGCGACUAAUGUGGCGCAAGGGUGGUCCCGCGAGCAGAUACUCUCCCUGCUCCUCCUUCCGAACCAUGUUCUCGUCCUAAAGCCUACAAGUUUGCAGUUGCUUCCCCUUCCCGACAGCUCCCUGGUCACCGGAGGUCCACAUGCUACAGCAUCAAACCUACCACAAGGACGUGCGGGGAACCAGGGCGAGGUGUGGCAUCUUCCGUUCAGAGUCGAUCGGGCAAGAUGGUCCUCCCCCUACAGCUCGCAUGACGGAGGACACAGCAUCAAGAACCUGCAACCCUUGAGUUUGAUGCUGGAGGACGAGGAGAUGGGUUCAAUUCACCAUUUCCGGCUCCGUCUGCGAGAGUCCUUCAUCACCCGCUCAGCUCCCCAUGCUGGAACCCGAGAAACGGGCUCAUCGAUUUCGGCCGAUCCAGCUUCAGCCCAAGCACCCUACCUCUUUCCGCCGGUACUGGAAGACGAGCUCCCAAUGGACCUCGUCCAUUACCAGUACGGCGAGCGGCCCUUCUGCACCGCUCGUUCGGGUGGACUGAAACUCCUGUAUACCGAAGACGGGCUACGGAUGUGGGUUUCCUCGUCGAUUGCUAGUGCUUGGGACUCCAUUUGCUCCCCCGAGUCUGAAGAAGAACAAGUAGAUUCGCACAACCUCAAUCGCUCGUUCAAGGAGCUGCUGUACCACACACCCCUGCGCCGUUCCUAUCCCUCUGAGGGGCUGAGCAUCUGCGAGGUUUCGGGGCGCGUGGCUGUCGGGCAGGGCCGGGGGGAUAUUUGGGUGUUUGGAUUUGGGUUUUCCGAGACUGACACCUAA
Dacryopinax primogenitus is the source of this 1680-nucleotide messenger RNA. RefSeq lists its product as uncharacterized. The record is from RefSeq and is a predicted model, not a curated record. The transcript has 4 exons. Lineage: Eukaryota; Fungi; Basidiomycota; Dacrymycetes; Dacrymycetales; Dacrymycetaceae. Gene Ontology annotation, molecular function: protein binding. The coding region runs from base 1 to 1680 and encodes 559 amino acids.